Molecule: messenger RNA, 1146 nt
Organism: Nasonia vitripennis (jewel wasp)
Lineage: Eukaryota; Metazoa; Arthropoda; Insecta; Hymenoptera; Pteromalidae
Product: 3-oxoacyl-[acyl-carrier-protein] reductase FabG
Exons: 4
Coding region: 193-954 (253 amino acids)
Molecular function (GO): oxidoreductase activity
Source: RefSeq, a predicted model, not a curated record
CAUGGAGGGGGAACAUUCCGUUGCGUAACGAAGAAGAUCGCGCUAGUCGUUUCCAACUCUGCCCGACACAAGAUUAGAUAUACCCAACCGCCUCCUACUAGAAUCCACUUCAAAAGUGCCGGCGCCUUCAUCCGACGCAUAUUGCGAAAAUAAUAAGGCCAUCAGAGUAAAUAUAAACACAGCUGUCCAGUCAUGUCUUUUGUGGGCAAGGUCGUCCUUAUCACAGGUGCUAGUUCUGGCAUCGGAGCUGCCACUGCCCUUCAGCUGUCGCAGCUUGGUGCUUCUCUGAGCCUGCAUGGGCGUAAUGUCCAGAAUCUGCAGAAGGUGGCUGACCAGUGCAAAGAACCCAAGCCCCAUAUUGUUACCGGGGAGAUCACCAAUGAGGCUGACGUGAAGAACAUUCUGGAGUCUACUCUCCAGAAGUACGGCAAGCUGGAUGUUCUGGUGAACAAUGCUGGCACUCUGGAGUCGGGUGGUAUUGAAAAUACUAGCUUGGAGCAGUACGACAGGGUAUUCAACAUCAACGUCAGGUCCAUCUAUCAUUUAACUAUGCUGGCUGUGCCGCAUUUGAUAAAGACCAAAGGAAAUAUUGUGAAUGUAUCCAGUGUGACGGGAACCAGGGCUUUUCCUGGAGUCUUGUCCUACUGUAUGAGCAAGUCUGCCAUUGAUCAGUUGACUCGCUGUGUAGCUUUGGAACUAGCUCCCAAGCAGGUCCGUGUGAAUGCUGUCAACCCAGGUGUUGUUGUGACAAACCUGCACAGAAGCAGUGGCAUGAGUGAGGACAAGCUUAAGGAAUUCUUUGAACACAGCAAAGCAACUCAUGCUCUUGGACGCCCUGGAACUCCGGAUGAAGUAGCCAAGACAAUUGCUUUCUUGGCUAGUGAAGAUGCUAGCUUUAUCACGGGUCAGACCCUUGCCGUUGACGGUGGACGAAGCGUCAUGUGCCCGCGAUAAAAAAGAUUUUUUUUUAUUAAAAUGCAAUAUUUUUGUAUAACUUACUCUAUAUUUUAAUGAUUCUCAGCUUUUCACUCACUAAAAUUUUUUAUACAUAAAACCUCAAUAUUUUUGUAAUUCCAUAUGUGUUUUGUUUAAUGUUUGUAUUGCAAUAAUAAGAAUAUAUUUGUAAUAAAAAGUACUUUAAGCCUC